Messenger RNA from Vanrija pseudolonga, 561 nucleotides. RefSeq lists its product as uncharacterized. Lineage: Eukaryota; Fungi; Basidiomycota; Tremellomycetes; Trichosporonales; Trichosporonaceae. The record is from RefSeq and is a predicted model, not a curated record. The transcript is spliced from 3 exons. Bases 1 to 561 code for a protein of 186 amino acids.
AUGCUAUGGCCAAACCUCUUCGUACUCGAGGGUGGCCCGAUUCCACAGCCGCGAAAAGCAUCGGAAGUGAACUACAUCGUCGAGCUGCGGCACGACGACCCAAGGGUCAUGGCGAGCGCGCAGAACAUGACCUUCGUCCACCAGCUGCGCAACUACGACAGCUUGCGGCCAUUCCCGAGGUGGCCACAGUCCAAGGCCGACCCAUGGGCAGUGUACACGGACGAGUUUCCCGACGACUGGCCCAAGGUACAGCCGGCACAGGGCUACUUCCUCGCCGCCACCCUCCAGCGUCCAAAGUGGAAGAAUAACCUCGGGGACGGCUACGACUACAUUGCCACUGUCACUUCGGACAAGUUUGAGAUCAGAGCCGGCAGCCAGGUCAUGUAUCCCACCGACUACAUCCCCGACUUUCGCAGUGACUACUAUUCCGGUAGGAGGGGGUACAUUGACUCGGCGCAGGGGUACAAAGGCACCAAGGCGUCAGGAGGUGUCGUUCGGGCCAUUGUCCCUUACGGGCUGGCCGGUCUGCUGCCGGCUGCCGUCGUCUUUGGUGGCUUGUAG